Oppiella nova is the source of this 1530-nucleotide messenger RNA. NCBI's taxonomy places the organism in Eukaryota, Metazoa, Arthropoda, Arachnida, Sarcoptiformes, Oppiidae. The record is from the annotation of a GenBank genome assembly.
AUGUGGUUAGAAUUAGCAUUGGACAGGUGGAUCGUUGGCUUACUGAGCUGGGUGGUUGGUCGCGACAGUUUCUUAUUUUAUUGGCUCCAUGAGUACUGGGAACAGGGGAUCGAUCCCCGUACUCGGGGCUAUUUUCUGGUGGACAUGUCACCCCUCACAUUAUGUUGUAUCCUGGCCAUAUAUAUAAUUCAUGUAAAACUUCUCAUACCAUAUCUCAUGAAAAACCGAAAGCCAUUUGACUUAAAAAAGAUUAUCAUCGGAUACGACGUGUUACUGGUAGCUAUUAAUGCAUAUUUUUGGUUUUACUCGUUGGCACACAUCACCGAUAUGUGGGACUUUCGUAACCCUAAAACUGAUACCUCAGACAAAGCCAUGAAAUUCAUAAAUACGGCUCAUUUGUAUUACUUGUCAAAAUGGUUUGACUUAUUGGACACAUAUUUCAUGGCAUUAAAGAAAAAGAACUCGCACAUUUCUGUUCUCCAUUACAUUACCCGUAUACAGCUUGUACAAAUGGCUACCGGAAUUGUCUGGAUGAGUUUGGUGCUUUUUAAGUCGACUGAUUUGCCGUACUGGGAACAGGGGGUCGAUCCCCGUACUCGGGGCUAUUUUUUGGUGGACUGGUCUAACAUCACAAUGGGCUCUGUUAUGUUCACGUACAUAUUUCAUGUCACAAUUCUCAUACCAUAUCUCAUGAAAAACCGAAAACCAUUUGACUUAAAGAAAAUUAUCAUUGCGUACGACGUGUUACUGGUGGCGAUAAACGCCUAUUUCUGGUUCUAUGCGUUGGGACACAUCGCCGAUAUGUGGGACUUCCGUAACCCUAAGACCGAUACCUCAGACAAAGCCAUUAAGUUCAUGAAUACGGCUCAUUUGUAUUACUUGUCUAAACUGAUCGACUUAUUGGACACAUAUUUUAUGGCAUUAAAGAAAAAGAACUCGCACAUUUCAGUUCUCCAUGUCUGGCAUCACAUAUCUGUUCCCUGGGCCGCACUGGGACCUCAGUAUCAGAAGUAUUUGUGGUGGAAAAGGUACAUCACCCAGAUGCAAUUAGUACAAAUGACUAUUGGUAUCGUUUGGUUUACCCUGGUUUACAUUAAGUCCACCGAUAUACCUGUCGGCUAUCUCGCAUGCAAUUUAGGCAACGCGACAGCCUUAAAACAAACAAAUAAAAUCUCAUUCUCCAUGUCUGGCAUCACGUAUCAGUUCCAGCAGCAGGAUAUGCCCACAGAAUACAUGUUCCCACUAUUGAAUGGCUUCAUUCACGUUGUAAUGUACGGCUACUAUGCGUUGGCAGCACUGGGACCCCAGUACCAGAAAUAUUUGUGGUGGAAAAAGUACAUCACCCAGAUGCAAUUGAUACAAAUGACUAUUGCUUUCGUUUGGUUUAAUCUUGUCUACUUGAAAUCUACUGAUAUCCCGGCUGGUUAUCACGCAUCCAAUAUAGGCAAUGCAACGGCCCUGUUCCUAUUAUUUCUAAAUUUCUAUAUACAAGCUUAUAGGAAAGAAAAUAAACAAAUUAAAACUCAAUAA